This is a messenger RNA of Beta vulgaris subsp. vulgaris (sugar beet), 1701 nucleotides long. RefSeq names its product protein ENHANCED DISEASE RESISTANCE 2. The transcript has 4 exons. The record is from RefSeq and is a predicted model, not a curated record. Lineage: Eukaryota; Viridiplantae; Streptophyta; Magnoliopsida; Caryophyllales; Amaranthaceae. The coding region runs from base 283 to 1233 and encodes 316 amino acids.
GCUCCCCCCAUCUUUGUCAACCUCAGCAAGUGACUUCUCUUACGGCUAAAAAGCUCAAGAAUCAGCAAUUUGUGGGCCCCAAUUGUGUGUAUCUUGCUGCUUGCUCUUUAAACCCUUUUGAAUUAAUUCUUCAUUAAUCAUACUUUCAUUUCUUCAAAAAUCAAAGACUCUUGUAUUGUUACCUUAUCUACCCAGAAAAAUCCCCAGAUUAUUCCUUUCCUUCCGCAAAUUUCUGGGUAAAAAGGGGGACUUAUCAAGCCUAAAGAUAACCUCUUUGUGGUAAUGGCUGUCCAUGAUGGUAAUGAUGAACCUGAAUGGAUGAGAAGAAUAAAAUCAGAAGGUGCUGUUCCAUUGCUCGAACCUGAGAACUGUCCAAAUGGUUGGGCUUCACCCCCUGGGGACAUCUAUAAGGUUAGGGGUCCUGAAUACUUUACAACUAAGGUGAAAAUUCCUGCUGGUGAAUAUCUCUUGAAGCCUUUGGGCUUUGACUGGAUUAAAAGCUCAUCGAAGAUUUCGGAAAUCUUAAAAAAUCCAAAUAACCGCAUCAGGAAAGUACUUGAUGAUGAAUUUCCAGAGGGGAACCGACCUUUUGUUUGGGCUUUCAAUCUUCAACUUCCAAGCAAAGAGAAUUACAGCGCUAUUGCAUAUUUUGUGGCUACUGAACCCUGUUCAGAAGGUUCUCUAAUUGACCAAUUCAUUAAGGGGGAUGAUGGGCAUCGGAAUUCAAGACUCAAAUUGAUUGCAAAUAUUGUGAAAGGACCUUGGCUUGUUAGAACAGCAGUUGGAGAACAGGCUAUUUGUGUAAUUGGUCGAGCCCUUUCCUGUAAGUAUUGUGUAGGAGAGAACUUUCUAGAAGUUGACAUCGAUAUUGGAUCUUCAGUGGUUGCAAAUGCUAUCGUUCAUCUGGCCUUUGGUUAUAUAACAUCACUAACAGUUGAUUUAGCAUUUCUUAUUGAGAGCCAAAAUGAAUCAGAGCUUCCUGAAAGAAUCUUAGGGGCUUUUAGAUUUUCUGAACUUAACCCUGAUACAGCUCAGUCAUUUGAAGCAUCAUCUGCUGCAAGUGUCAUCACAUCAUCCCCAGCCCUUGGUAUGCGUCUUUGGAUGUCACUUGGACAAGGAUUUUCCAAUCUUCUUCAUCCAGGCACCCAAGAAACUGGUGCAGUUCCUGACACACCACAAGUAAAUAGAACUUCAGAUCAUGAUACCAACGGUGAAUCAACAAAAAAUUGCUGAAACAUAGGGGUGGCACAAGUAUUUUGAGAAGUGCAUGUGAAGAGGAGGAAGAUAAAAAUAGAGAGACCUUGAUGAUGAGAGAGAAACCUAUACCAAAUAAAAUGAAUCAGGUAGCUUUGGUGACUGCAAGCAAGUACAGUAUAAUCCUCCAAACAGUAAAAACAAGUUAUUUGCAUCACUGCAAGGGAACUACAAAUUACAAUCUCAUUUUUUAUUAUGGAACAUAUUAAAGCAGGCUAUUUGUGUCAUUCUUCUUUAUGUUUAUAAAGUAGUAUUGAUUCUUUUUCAUGCUUUUGUCAUGGCUUUCAUGUCAGAAAUCAGGGAUCUUCCAUUUGUUUAGCCAGUGUAGGAUGUGUUAAUGUGUACAGUCUUAGAACUUUUAACAUGUAUCUCAGUCCAUAUUUACAUAUUAUACUGCUAUCACUUGUUUUUUAUGUGGUGUAAGAUUGUCAUCCCAUUUGUUCUACA